GCUUCAACGCGACGGCGAUGGCGGAGUAUGAGGCGAGUUUGAAGUUCUUAUACGGUGAGCAUCAGCGUUUGCGGCAGACGUCGGCGGAACAUGAGGCGAGGUUCGAUUCGUUGGAUUUGACAUUGAAAAAGAUAAAGCAAACUUUAUCGGCGUUGUCGAAUCACCUUGAGAAACGUUCGAUGCAACCGGAGUCUUCGCAUCAAGCUUUACAGCUUCCGAUCUUCAUCGGAGGUGAUCCAAAACAGUGGAUCGCAAGGAUUGAAGCUCAAUUUGUUGGUGGUGAGUGUUCAGAGAAGGAGAAGUUGGCGUUCGUUUCCAAUUUUCUCGGCGGCCAAGCAAAAUCUUGGUUCCACAAGGAACAAUCCUGGAUUCCUUUCAAUAGUUGGAACGAGGUGAAAGAUGGUUUAUUGUUAAUGUUUGGAAACGAUAGGGAUCAAAAGCGUGUAGGUUUGGAGCUGGAUCGCAAACUAGAACAGUGGAUCAAUGAUUUUGAUCGCAAGCAUCAAAAGUCAGAAAACACUUUGGGCACAAGUGUCGACGUGAUUCAAGAGAUAGAAUCAAGUGAUGACAUUGUGUUGCAGGCGAAAUUGAUUCCACAACAUGCUUCCGCUUCGAGGGAAACGUUUUCACAGUUUCAGUGUGCACUCCAAGUGUUCGGUACAAUGACUCUAAGAGACAAAAGAAGGCAGCAACGACGUAAGCAAAGCAAACAUCCUAAGGCUUGGCGAUUUAAGUUCAAAAUGAUGUCAAGAAUAAGCCAUCUCAAGGAUUCUUGUUCUUUUGCUUCUGUUGGAUCAAAUGGGAAACAUAACAGCUUUAAGCCUUGGAGAAGGAUGAGACAGUCACCUCAGUCACAGUUUAUUUGUAAAAUGAGAAUGAGACUGGAUUUAAGAGGACUGUAUCAGCUUUGUUGUGGUGAGGUGAAGUUUCACAUGAAGCGUAAAUGGACCCUGCAACUUCAUAACACAAAGCCUGCAACUUCUCCAAUUUCUGCUGCCACAGGUUUGGAGGAUGAGGAAAGACACACUCUUAAGUCUCAUAAGAGGAUGAGGCAUACACAUAUGAAUUGGUUGAUGUGUAUAUCGAGGUUGAGACUUGAUUCAAGCAGCAUGAAGCAAUUUAAUACUUCUGAUAUGCAGCCUAAGUUCUGGAGUAAAGUAGAAUCAGGGGAUGAAAUUGUUCUUGCACUCGAAGAAGCACAAACGGGUAUUCGUCUUUUACCUUCUUCUGCUGCACAGUUCAGGCUACAAGAGAAUGUGUUUGUGGAAUCGGUUUUCCACAGCCACACGGUCUUGAAAGCUUCUCCAAUGGUGUAUGGGAAGCUACAUUUACAAACUAGAGUAGCAAUGGAUAUUCCGGAGCAUGCGGUUAGCUCACUAAGGGUUCCUGCAUUCAACACACUUUUGGAAGACCGUGAUGCAACAAUAAUGACACAUUUUCUCCAUGGUGAUGAGAGGUUUCAAGUGUUUCACAAGUGGAGAAGUAAAGCACUUAGAUUCUGGCGGAGGAAUAUAUACAGGAAUAAGUAUCAUGUGCUGUUUUCUUUUGUUCAGAAAAUGAAGGCUUCACAUGUUCUUGUUGUUACGGCAAUAGUUUGGAAUAGAAAGACACAUCUGGGGAUUGCAAGACUCAAAGUUUGGCAUCGUUGGAAACACAAAGUUGGGAAGUUGCAACCAUGUUCAGAAUUUAUGCUGUGGAGUUUGGUCCAUUUUCAAUCUGGUGAAGGGAUCAGUCUAAGUGAGCUUGGUUCAAUUCCUUUGUGUUUUUGCCGUGCCUUCUUGUGGCGAGGCUGGUCUAUUCAUGAGAGUUCAUGACCUAGUGAGAGACUUGCCGCAUCUAUUUCUUCUUUUCUUAAAGCUUGAGGACAAGCUUGUCUAAAUGGGGGGAGUAUUGAUACGAUUCUUCAUAAGGAAGUAAGUGAAGAAGAGGAUGACGUGGACAGAUAUAAAGAAGAGAGCAAAUACUUGGAACGAGAAAGAGGCUUGGCGGUUAAGGAAUCAACUUAAAAGAGUCGUGAAGCUCUUCUUCUUCAUUAUGCUUAUUGUUGAAGAUUGUGAAUGAAGCGAUGAGCUUCUAACCAAACGAUGUGCUUGUAGAGAGAUCAAUGUUGAUCUCUGUAAUCGUUGCUUAGAUCUAUGUUGAUCUGAGUGUAUGAUUCUUAUCUUCUCUUUGUAAGUGUGAGCGUGUGUAAUCAAAGCUAUAGAUAUCUCAAAACUUAACACUGCAACUUCUCAA
Molecule: messenger RNA, 2235 nt
Organism: Camelina sativa (false flax)
Lineage: Eukaryota; Viridiplantae; Streptophyta; Magnoliopsida; Brassicales; Brassicaceae
Source: RefSeq, a predicted model, not a curated record